AUGCAGAUGGAUGAUAGAAAAAAGGAUGAGGGGCAACAGAGGGAGCUCAGCGCGUGCCACGCCGAGCGCUUCCAGAUUAUCGAGCAACGGUGCAAGCAGUUCGCACAACAGCAGCAGCAGCAGCAGCAGCAGCAGCAGCAGCGGCGGCAGCAGCAGCGGCGGCAGCAGCAGCGGCGGCAGCAGCAGCGGCAGCAGCAGCAGCGGCAGCAGCGGCAGCAGCAGCGGCAGCAGCAGCGGCAGCAGCAGCGGCAGCAGCAGCGGCAGCAGCAGCAGUGCCGGCGACGCUGA
Molecule: messenger RNA, 288 nt
Organism: Monoraphidium neglectum
Lineage: Eukaryota; Viridiplantae; Chlorophyta; Chlorophyceae; Sphaeropleales; Selenastraceae
Exons: 2
Coding region: 1-288 (95 amino acids)
Source: RefSeq, a predicted model, not a curated record